Messenger RNA from Pistacia vera, 717 nucleotides. RefSeq lists its product as uncharacterized. Bases 1 to 717 code for a protein of 238 amino acids. The record is from RefSeq and is a predicted model, not a curated record. Gene Ontology annotation, cellular component: plasma membrane. NCBI's taxonomy places the organism in Eukaryota, Viridiplantae, Streptophyta, Magnoliopsida, Sapindales, Anacardiaceae. The transcript has a single exon.
AUGGCGAUUGCAGAAACCAAUAACAAUCAUCCUAAGUUAUUGCCAUUGACAGAUUCUCAGGGGCGACACAAGAAGCGCGUUGCCUUCUCUGAAACCAUUAUCAAUCACAAUUAUAAAAUCCAUAAAGAUUCUCCCCGACAUCCUCCUUUCCUUUCUGUUUGUUUUUCAUGGACAUGCUUGGCUUUAACAACUCUUCUUCUUCUUCUUCUUCUUCUCGUCCUCGGUUUCGCUUCUUGUUCGAUUCUCCGUUCCGCUUUGCCUCAAAUUAGAAUUACUAAACUCCAAAGAUCAAAUCAUCCUAAUUCAAUAGGGCAAAGGGCGUUGAAUUAUGAUUCAAAUUUCACCGUCGAGUUUACCAACAAUAAUGAGAGAGUUUAUUUGUCCUAUGGAUCAUUAGCGUUUCAGAUGUCUUCGCUGCAAAAAAUAUUAGCGCAGGCUAAUGUGGAAGGGUUUUCGCAGGCGACGGGGAAUGUUACAACGUUGAAUGUGAUGAGUACCUCUGAGCGAAAUUCUAAAGUUGAUGAUCCGAACAGUUUUAAUGGGAGCAUGAUGGUUGUCGAUAUAUUAUUAACUGGAUAUGUAAAAUUUUAUGUUGGAGGAUUGAAGACGUAUAGGAUGCAGAUGGAGGCGAAAUGUGGAGGUGUUAAGCAAGCUGAUGGAGGAAGCGGAACUAAAUGUAAUGUUGAGCUGUUUUAUCUCAAGUAUUUGAAUUUUUGA